AUGGUGGAUCCACUUAGUGGUGCUUUAAAAAUAAAGAAAGGUGAAAUGUGGUUAAAUACUUUUACACCAGAACUUACAUACAUGAUUAGAUGCAAUACAGAUGUUACUAGCUUGAUGUCAGGUACAGCGAUCAAAGCUGUUGUAGGGUAUAUCACUGAUUAUGUUACAAAAUCAGGAUUAAGUUCAUAUACCACAUUUGAUGCUGUCCGACAAGUAUUCAAUAGAAAUUCUGAGAUGAUCGGAGGUAGUACAGAUAGGCAAAACACAGCUCGGUGCUUGAUGACAAAAAUGGUAAACACAUUGACUGCAAAGAUGGAAAUUGGAAGCCCCAUGGCUUCUCUUUAUCUGCUUGGAAAUCCUGACCAUUAUACCAGCCACAAAUUCAUUCUUUUCUAUUGGAAAAAUUAUGUAAGAGAGGCACGAAGUGCAUGGAUAGAUACGGAAAAUAAUACAACAGAGUCAUUUAACACUAAAUAUAAAGAUGCACCAGACAAAGUAGUUUUGCAGAAGUAUGAUGGCACAUACAUUGGAAUAUCAAGUGUAUAUGAUUAUAUCUACCACCCAACUGCUUAUGAGCGCAUGUCUCUAUAUGACUGGAUAUGUAAAGCCAAAAAAGAGAAGCGUUCAAAAGAAGAACAGCAAGAGUUUGAUGUUCAUUAUGAUAAGGAUGAACUAGAAUCUAAUGCAGAAGAUGAUGACACAGACACAGAAGGAGAAGAUGAAAUUAAUUUUCUUGGUGGAGGAGACAGUAUGGAUGAUGACAUAGAAGAUGAAGUUGGGCAUCAAGAUCUAGACUCUGAGGAUGAACUAAAUGAUUACCAAAUUAUGUAUGAUGAACAUGAAAGCCAUGAAUUUCUUCCAGAGCAUCCUCAGUAUUGUACUCAUAAGGUUACAGUUGUUGAUGAAGAAAAUGCUUUUGUUCCAAAUUUUGUUGGAGGUGGAUUACCAAGAUGUGACCAAGGAGAUCGAGAGUAUUAUUGCUCUACAAUGCUCGCACUUUUCAAACCUUGGCAAUGUGGAAAGUAUCUUAAAUUGGAAAAUGAGUCAUAG
Laccaria bicolor S238N-H82 is the source of this 1050-nucleotide messenger RNA. RefSeq lists its product as uncharacterized. The record is from RefSeq and is a predicted model, not a curated record. The transcript has a single exon. Bases 1 to 1050 code for a protein of 349 amino acids. Lineage: Eukaryota; Fungi; Basidiomycota; Agaricomycetes; Agaricales; Hydnangiaceae.